CCCCGCUUCGUAGCUCCCCUUGGAAAUCGAAGAAGUCAAUAAUUUAUUUACCCAGAAAAAAAUGCCAAUUGAUUAUCAAUCGAGCACUCGAAUGAGCUGAUAUCGUUGGAAUAAUCUUAUUUACGAGAUAAAAUUACAAUUAUCGAUGAUUAAAUGAGUUCAAGUAGAAUAUAAAGAAUUUCUGCCUCCUCGUGGCUGAAAAUUGGUUGCCAUAAACACACUGCGCGUCCGGCCGUCGGACUGACUGCACUGGCUUCAUUUAUUUGUACAUAUAGUUUGUAAUUGUAAAGUUGUCUACUGGAUAGUAUAAAGUGAAUAAAUAUCGACAAAAGAAUGCUCUAUUUGGAAGAUUAUGUUGAAAUGAUCGAGCAUCUCCCUCAGGAGCUCAGGGAUCGAUUUACAGAAAUGAGGGAAAUGGAUUUAGGUGUACAGAAUUCAAUGGACAGUUUAGAAAAAAAAGUGAAGACAUUUUUUUCAAACGCCAAGAAGAUGAAGCCCCUCGACAAAGAAGCAGAAUACGAGAACAUUCGUAAGGAGUACUACAAAACCCUGGAGGACGCCGACGAGAAGGUCCACCUCGCCAAUCAAAUGUAUGAUCUAGUCGACAGAUAUCUCCGACGCCUCGACCAAGAACUCCACAAAUUCAAGAUGGAACUGGAAGCUGACAAUAAAGGUAUAACUGAAGUGCUGGAGAAGCGUUCACUGGAGUUGGAUCAGCCUCCCACGAACAGUAGUCAAAAAGAGAAUCGUUACAGUUUUACAUCGAGUAGAUCUCGAGACCAUCACAGCCAUUCUCGUUCAGAAAAACGGCGAGAUUCCAAUGCUUCCUCAGCUUCAGUGGAGAAACGCCUGGCAGUGGAGAAAGUGCCAACAAAUCUCCCUGAGUCUCGGCCAGCAUCAGCCAACUCAGGGCCUCUGAUUUCCAACAACUCUACAAGUUUACCAGCAACACCAACAGCCAUUGGUAACUCUGUUGGCCCUGUUAGCUACAAUCUUGGUCACAUUGGUGCUGGUGGUAAUGCAAUAGCAGCUGCUGCAUCCCAAGCAAUAGCUGCGACACAACAAAUGCAACAGGGUCGUCGUACUGCCAGUCUGAAGGCCAGUUACGAGGCAAUUAACACUGGUGGUGGUGUUCAUGCCACUGAAUUCAGUCGGGAAUUGGCUGGUGCUGCCCAAACAGCCAUUGCAGCCAUUCACGAAUCAACGAAAAAACACAAAAAAAAAGUUACAACUGCUGUACCAAGCUCGAGUGUCGUAACUCCUGCGGUCCAACCGCCGGUAUCACCACCGGUUACUGCAACCACAACCGCUGUUACUGAUCCUGAUAAUCCGGACUGGACAUAUGAUCCUAAUGAGCCACGUUACUGUGUUUGUAAUCAGGUGUCUUACGGAGACAUGGUUGCCUGUGAUAAUUCCGAUUGCCCCUUCGAGUGGUUCCAUUACCCGUGUGUGGGUAUCGCAGCCCCACCAAAAGGCAAAUGGUACUGUCCUCAGUGCACGUCUUCCAUGAAAAGACGAGGUGGACGGAAAAAUUGAUCGCUAACACUCAUUGUUCACUGUCUUUCUCAUUAUUUCAACCAUUUUUGACUGAGUUGUUAUGUGUAAAUAUACAGGAAAAUUAUGGAAUA
Diachasma alloeum is the source of this 1628-nucleotide messenger RNA. RefSeq names its product inhibitor of growth protein 3 (gene Ing3). Gene Ontology annotation, biological process: regulation of DNA-templated transcription. Gene Ontology annotation, cellular component: NuA4 histone acetyltransferase complex. The record is from RefSeq and is a predicted model, not a curated record. Lineage: Eukaryota; Metazoa; Arthropoda; Insecta; Hymenoptera; Braconidae. Bases 334 to 1536 code for a protein of 400 amino acids. The transcript has 6 exons.